AUCUCCGCCUUGCCCUGGCCAGGUGUUCCUCAGACAUGAUUGUCAUGUGACUUGUCAGCCAUGGCGAGCAGGAAAUGUCAAACCACCACAGCCAGCAUGCUGGAUCACCGGGCGAGAGCUUCUCCUCCUUUGCCUCAGGAUAGGGAGGCCGAAAAUGAGGGUGAUAACUUGCCUGUGGAGGACUAUGUGGAGAAGGAGACAGAGGUGGUGGCCGCCAGGGAAGGCACCCCUACGCUGGCCGAGCACGAAUGUCUCGACCACAGCGGGGAUGGCGACUCCAGUUCUGAUUAUGUCAACAACACUUCCGAAGAGGAGGAUUACGAUGAGGGGCUCCCGGAGGAAGAAGAAGGGAUUACUUACUACAUCCGAUACUGUCCAGAGGAUGACGGUUACCUGGAAGGGAUGGACUGCAGUGGGGAAGAGUAUGUCCCCCAUGAAGAGCAUCCAGUGGAGACGGAUGAGUGCCAGGAAGCCGUAGAGGAAGCUGAGUGGUCUGACAUGAAAAUGCAGCACCGGGAUGAAUGCGAAGCCACAGAAGCUACGGGCCACCACGAGGGCUGCGUCCAGGUUUUGGAAGGGGAGGUGGCCUGCCUGGAGAUCCAAGACCAAGAAGAGAACCUCCAGUAUUGCCAUCCAAGCGAAGAGCGCUACCAGGGUUACUACUCGCCUGAAGCAAACGGGAAUCCCCACGGGAUGUCUCCUUACCACUCUGGGAAAGAAGAGGCCGAGCUAGAAGAGCAGGAGGAAGACAUCGACCAGAUCGUUGCAGAGAUUAAGAUGAGCAUGAGCAUGAGCAGCAUCAACAGCGCCUCGGAGAUGAGCCCAGAGCAUGUGCCAAAUGACUAUGCAGAGAUUUGUCCAAAGGGAGACUCUGGCCACAGCUCCAACAGGCACCUGGGGAGGCCAAAAUCACUGAACAUCCCCACUGCAUCGAAGCAAGUGGGAGAUGUACCCAGAGGUUUCAAAACCAAGUCAAGAACCCCCGAGGAAAGACAGACGUGGCCACAAGAACAGGUAUGCAAUGGGUUAGAUCAGCCUCGGAAACAGCAGCGUUCUGACCUCAAUGGACCGAUCAACAACAACAAUAUGCCAGAGACAAAGAAGGUGUCCUCCUUCCCAAGCUUUGUUGAUGUUCCAGGACCUUGCGAACCCGAAGACCUCAUUGAUGGCAUCAUCUUUGCAGCCAAUUACUUGGGCUCCACGCAGCUGCUCUCGGAACGCAACCCCUCCAAAAACAUCCGAAUGAUGCAAGCCCAGGAGGCAGUGAGCCGCGUCAAGAGGAUGCAAAAGGCAGCUAAAAUCAAGAAAAAAGCGAGCUCUGAGGGAGAUUCCCAGGCUUUGACAGAAGUGGAUCUAUUCAUCUCCACACAGAGGAUUAAAGUUCUGAACGCAGAUACACAGGAAACCAUGAUGGACCAUGCAUUGCGCACGAUCUCCUACAUUGCUGAUAUAGGUAACAUCGUCGUUUUGAUGGCCAGGCGCCGGAUGCCCCGAUCAGCUUCACAGGACUGCAUCGAGACGACCCCCGGCACACAGGAAGGAAAGAAGCAGUACAAGAUGAUCUGCCACGUCUUCGAAUCAGAGGAUGCUCAGCUGAUUGCCCAGUCCAUUGGCCAGGCCUUCAGUGUAGCAUACCAGGAGUUCCUCAGAGCUAAUGGCAUAAACCCCGAGGAUUUGAGUCAGAAGGAAUACAGUGACAUCAUCAACACCCAGGAGAUGUACAACGACGAUCUGAUCCAUUUCUCCAACUCUGAAAACUGCAAAGAGUUGCAGAUAGCCAAACACAAGGGUGAGAUUCUCGGUGUGGUCAUCGUGGAGUCUGGCUGGGGGUCCAUUUUACCCACAGUGAUCCUGGCCAACAUGAUGAAUGGGGCCCCUGCUGCUCGUUCAGGGAAACUCAGCAUUGGGGACCAGAUUAUGUCCAUCAACGGGACCAGUCUUGUUGGGCUUCCCCUGGCAACAUGUCAAGGAAUCAUAAAGGGUCUUAAGAACCAGAUGCAAGUGAAGUUGAACAUUGUCAGCUGCCCUCCAGUCACCACUGUCCUUAUAAAGCGACCGGACUUGAAAUACCAGUUGGGCUUCAGUGUACAGAAUGGAAUUAUCUGCAGUCUCAUGCGAGGUGGGAUAGCUGAGAGAGGUGGUGUCAGGGUUGGCCAUCGCAUCAUUGAGAUCAACGGUCAAAGUGUCGUUGCCACGGCUCAUGAGAAGAUUGUACAAGCUUUGUCGAACUCUGUGGGAGAGAUUCAUAUGAAGACAAUGCCUGCAGCAAUGUUCAGGCUGCUAACGGGACAGGAGACACCACUGUACAUCUAACUCUCAUCAAAAGAACUGAAUGAUGCCAGCCAUUCUAGAACCUUCAAGGGGAAUUUUUGUAUUUUGUAGGAACUGAAAGGGUUUGAACCAAUUCGUGGAUAUAUUCUGGAAACUCGACAGAUCCAGCUUCUUUGCCUUUUUCUUCUUCAUUUCUUUGUCUUUUAAACAACAUUUUGUUGCCAAAAGAUGAAUCUGUUGCUUAUGGACCAAUAACCAACUGACACCACCUUUCCAAUACAUGGAAGCAUUUUGCAACAUCAUCUACAAAGCCCUUUCCCUGUGGAAGCUGGCAGCAUAGGAUGGCAUCCACCACGAACGCCCCCUGUGCAAACCCCACUGGUGUGAUGCCUGGGAUCCAGUUGCAGGCAAUCCCUCUUGCUGGUGGAUUCUGCUUGUGGCAUUUAUUUGAACACUGGCUGUGGCAUGCCCGUCCCAGGUAUGCACAACUGCUGCUUUUAAGCAAUGUGGCAAAACUGCCUGUGUAAUUUGAGGAGAUGAGUGAGGGCAGGCCAGUUUCAAAAUGACCAAGAAUGUAUGCACUUCUGGUUGGGAGCUGGGGUUGGGGGUGGAGUGUCUGAUGCUAAUCCAAUGAAAAGCUACUGUCGUCCUUGGUAUUCUUAUUGACAAGUGUAACGUGUUAACAAGUUUUGAUGAAACGUGACUUUAAGUGUGGAACAAGGGGUGGGGGCUGGUGGGGCG
Molecule: messenger RNA, 3012 nt
Organism: Lacerta agilis (Sand lizard)
Lineage: Eukaryota; Metazoa; Chordata; Lepidosauria; Squamata; Lacertidae
Gene: APBA2
Product: amyloid beta precursor protein binding family A member 2
Exons: 13
Coding region: 61-2313 (750 amino acids)
Biological process (GO): chemical synaptic transmission
Cellular component (GO): plasma membrane; cytoplasm; dendritic spine
Molecular function (GO): protein binding; amyloid-beta binding
Source: RefSeq, a predicted model, not a curated record